AUGAAUACAGGUCCAAAAUUUCGUCCAGUUUCGGCAAUGAGUUUGAGAACAAAAAUUCGUGAGGACCACUUAACUUGCCCGAUAUGUUUUGGUGAGUUUGAUAAACCCAAAGCUCUGCCAUGUUUACAUUCAUUUUGUCAGGGUUGUCUGACAGAUUUCAUAGUGAGUCGUGGUUAUGAGUCUUCGGGACAAUUUCCAUGCCCCGUUUGCCAGAAACCAACGAUGAUUCCACUUGGAGGUGUGAGUGAAUUUCCAGACAACCAUUUGCUAUCAAGUCUUUCAGACACUGUGGUCAAGAAACCAAUGGUUCCUCCACGCCCUAAAGGCAGCCCUAUUGACGGAAGUCUUCGAAGUGUCUCUCCAGUUUCUGGUAAUCUGUACCCACAAGCACCAAGUGACAUUCCAUCCAACGUACCAGCUACUGCAACAAAUGCCCCCUGCAAUGAUGAUCUUUUGCUCAGAUUUGGUCAUCAUGGAACCACCAUAGCAGACUUCAUGAAACCUUAUGGACUGACAGUGGGAAAGAACGGGGAGUAUGUAGUAACAGAUCUGGCAGGGAGUCGAGUUUUAGUGUUUGCAAAUGCUGGUGAACUGAUUGGUCGAUUUAGCUGUGACUGUAAAAUAAGUGGUGUGACAAUGACUCGUGACAAUUUAAUUCUUCUGGCAAUAAAUGGUGCAGGAUCGGCAAUAAUGAGACUAUACAAUAUGGAUGGUCAUGUGCUUCAAACUAUUGGAGAUUAUUAUCGCUUUGAUAAACCCAGUGGUAUAGCUAUAACUUCAAAGAAUCAGACUAUUAUUUCAAACCUGGAGGGCAAUAACAUUUAUGUAUUCACAGAUCAAAAUAAAAUGUCUGUAAAAUUUGGAUGGCAUGGUUCUGGUGACAAACACUUUGAUGGACCAAACUUCAUAGCAGUGGACAGCAAAGAUCAUAUCAUUGUCAGUGACUCUGGUAACAACUGUAUCAAAGUUUUUGACACAGCUGGGAACUUUAAAAGGAAGUUUGGCAAUCUGUGUUGUCCCAUGGGAGUUGCCGUAGACAAGCGAGAUAAUGUCAUAGUUGCUGAUGCUGGGAAUUUCAGGGUGCAAGUGUUUGACAAUCAUGGUAACUAUCAACGAUCGUUGGUUCAAAACACAGAUGACAUUGCACCUGAUGUAAAGCCUUUGAAUGUUGCUGUAACAAGAGCUGGAAAUGUUGCUGUGAUGCUGAGAGGAACACAAUUUUCAGAAAUUCGAGUCUACAAGUGGUUGUCAUAAAAACUUUGUGUCUAAGGACUAUUAUCCAAUCAUCAACUUUAUCUAUGCAAUACUGUUAUUUUGUUACAUUACUUAAAUAAUAUAUGAGGUAUGGAAUAAAAGAACCUGAUACUUCAUCAUACUUGGAUGAAACUUAUGAUCAUAUACCCCCAGAUUACACACAAUCAAUAACAGCUAGGCUUUGGAUUCCCUUCUAUAAAGUGCUACUUUUAAGUUGAGCAUUUAUUGAAUUAUUUAUCAUGUGAUCUGUUUAACUUACUUCGCCAUAUAAAAUUUUACAUACAUGUUCACAUAUAUAUGUACAUAAACCCAUUUUAUUGACAGAUGUAAAGAAAUAUGUGAUAGGGCAUUUAUGAUUCUUUUUCUCUUUUUUUCCA
Messenger RNA from Saccostrea echinata, 1631 nucleotides. RefSeq names its product tripartite motif-containing protein 2-like. Bases 1 to 1254 code for a protein of 417 amino acids. Gene Ontology annotation, molecular function: protein binding. The transcript has 2 exons. Lineage: Eukaryota; Metazoa; Mollusca; Bivalvia; Ostreida; Ostreidae. The record is from RefSeq and is a predicted model, not a curated record.